GCAGAGGCAAUAGGAGCAGCGGCCAGCAUCAUCGGCAUCAUCGGCGCGGCAUUGACUGUCAUCCAAGAGAUCCGAAAUGCGCGGGGCAGGGUCCGGGGUACAUCUGAGACGCUGGAUAAUAUGUCCAAGCACCUGGAUGCUAUCGUUGAGUCGCUUAGCCUCGUUCGCGACGAAGACAGGCUGCAAACGGCCAGGGUCGAACUACAAGUGAAGGCCAUUACCAAUAUUACCGCCGAGCUUAGAUCAUUCCUGGAUAGCCUUGCUGCCAGGCAACGAGAGAAGACCAUGUCACAGUUCUUCUACGCGCUUAAAUCGGGCGACAAGGACGACAAAAAGCUGCAAGGCAUCCUGGACCAGCUUGACCGGGCUCGCAGUGAGCUCGGGUUGCGGAUCUCCGUGGCGCAAGUCGGCUUGGUGGGAAGUCUUCAAGACGGCUUUCGAGUUGCAUUUGGCGUUCUCGAACAGAUAAACACUAGGGUCAACAAAGUGCUCGGGAUCAACUUGGCUCUUAUGGAUAUUGUAAAGAACCAAGCGCUGCAGCAGACAGUGGAUGGAACCGUGCCGGUCCGCACUUCUGAUGUGCUAACGAUCGGAAUGUCUGGUCGCGACGACACGCCGAGCAUGAGCAGCUCUAGCGAGGUGAGGGAAACAAACAUUUAUGGCAAUGUGACACUUGGACAGGCCCGAAUUAUGACGGGCAAUAUUGGGGUAGAAGGCUGGCAGAGAACGGCGGGUCGUAAGACGACGAUUGCUAACAACCAGUUCGACCGCGACGUCCAAAUCAUGACUGGUGACAUGGGAGGGGAGGCGGCGAAGGGCUUUAACGAUUCGUUCUGGAAGUAA
Messenger RNA from Emericellopsis cladophorae, 843 nucleotides. RefSeq lists its product as uncharacterized. The transcript is spliced from 2 exons. Lineage: Eukaryota; Fungi; Ascomycota; Sordariomycetes; Hypocreales; Bionectriaceae. The annotation marks the transcript as partial. The record is from RefSeq and is a predicted model, not a curated record.